This is a messenger RNA of Mirounga angustirostris (Northern elephant seal), 2636 nucleotides long. It is a transcript of the gene WDR31, whose product is annotated as WD repeat domain 31. The transcript is spliced from 9 exons. Bases 609 to 1784 code for a protein of 391 amino acids. The record is from RefSeq and is a predicted model, not a curated record. Lineage: Eukaryota; Metazoa; Chordata; Mammalia; Carnivora; Phocidae. Gene Ontology annotation, molecular function: protein binding.
CUUAAUGACUGAGCCAUCCAGGCGCCCCAGCCUCUUUGUAUUUUUAAAAAAGAUUUUACUUAUUUAUUUGACAGAGAGAGUGAGUGCACAAGCAGGGGGAGCGGCAGGCAGAGGGAGAGGGAGAAGCAGUCCCGCUGCUGAGCAGAGAGCCCCACGCGGGGCUCGAUCACAGACCCUGGGAUCAUGACCUGAGCCAAAGGCAGAUGCUUAACCUACUGAGCCACCCAGGUGCCCCAAGAAACCUCUUUGUAUUUUUAAAAUUAAUUUUGUUUCUGUUUUUGCUGAUCUGCUAAUGCUUUAUGGGAGGGUGCAUUCCCAGGGCCGUAAGAAGAGGCAAGGGAAAGAAGAAAAGCAAAUGAGAGCAAUGAAUUAGUCUUUAAAAAAAGAAGGCUUGGGUGCCUGGGUGGCUCAGUUGGUUGAGCACCCUGCCUUCGGCUCAGGUCAUGAUCCCAGGGUCCUGGGAUCGAGUCCCACACUGGGCUCCCUGCUCAGCGGGGAGUCUGCUUGUUCCUCUCCCUCUGCCACUCCCCCUGCUUGUGCGCUCUCACUUUCUGUCAAAUAAAUAAAUAAAAUAGGCUUUGUUUUUACAUCACCAGACUACCAUCAUCAUGCCUAACAACAUUAACAGUAUGCAUUCUUUCCACCAAGCAGGGAGGACAACGUCCAGCAGCCACAAGGGAUGCUGCUGGCUCAGCGGCCAUCUGAAACGAGCUCCUUCUCACAAGGUUUUGGGGCGGUUCUGUGCAGGGAUGGGGAAACUGCAAAGCAAGCUCAAACACAGCACUUAUAAAUACAGCAGGCCCGACGGGAUUAUAGAAGAGAGAACUCAAACUAAAUCUUGUCUGGAGUAUAGCCCAGCUCACGUGGAUAGUGUCUCUGUCGUUGCUGCUCUGAACUCAGACCUGUGUGUCUCUGGAGGAAAAGAUAAGACAGUGGUGGCCUAUAACUGGAAAAGUGGAAAUGUGGUGAAAAGGUUCAGAGGACAUGAACGAGAGAUCACUAAGAUAGCCUGUAUUCCCAGAUCCAGCCAGUUCUUCAGCGGCUCUCGUGACAGGACAGUCACAAUGUGGGACUUGCGUGGCCCUUCCCAGCCAAGGCAGCAGUUCUCUGGCCACGCCAUGGUGGUCACUGGAUUGGCUGUGAGUCCAGACUCGUCACAGCUGUGCACUGGCUCUCGGGACAACACCCUGCUUCUCUGGGACGUUGGGACCGGACGGUGUGUGGAGAGAGCUUCCAUCUCGAGGAACCUGGUCACUCACCUGCGCUGGGUCCCCCACCAACCAUAUGUACUACAGACUUCUGAAGAUAAAACCAUCAGAUUAUGGGACAGCCGGGGGCUGCAGGUAGCUCAUAUAUUUCCCACAAAGCAGCAUAUUCAGACCUACUGCGAGGUCAGUGAGGACGGACACAAGUGUAUCUCCUGCAGCAGCGGCUUUGGAGGGGAAGGCUGCGAAGCCACGCUGUGGGACCUAAGGCAGACUCGGAACAGAAUAUGUGAAUAUAAGGGGCAUUUCCAGACUGUUGCAUCCUGCGUCUUUCUACCAAGAGCACUGGCCUCGAUGCCUAUAAUUGCUACCUCAUCGCAUGACUGUAAAGUGAAGAUUUGGAACCAAGAUACUGGAGCCUGCCUGUUCACCUUGUCCCUGGAUGGAUCAGGACCUUUGACUUCCCUGGCUGUUGGCGACACCGUCUCCUUACUGUGUGCAAGUUUCAGCAGAGGAAUUCACCUGCUCAGAGUGGAGCACAGCCGAGGGCUGGAGCUGCGAGAAGUGGCAGUAUUCUGAGGCCAGGAGACACUCACUGGACAAUAUCAAACUGUGGCCCGUCCUUUCUUGGUGUGGCUUUGUGUUUCCCGGUGAUCUCGCGGGGAGGGUGAUGUGCGAUUCUCUGCUUACGUUCACUCAGAAGGUGUAUCAGGGUUAGAAGCCAAUUUAAGCCCAGGUGCCGUUUAGAAACAUGAUAGGCCUCUGUGAGUCGGAACACGGGGUGGAGUGUAUCAGACUGACCUAUUCUAUGUCUCCACAGAAGGAAAAGCCACAGGGGGAGAGACACCGUUCAGAUGGCCUCACAGUUACCCAGACGGGAGAGGGGAGCGCAGCUCCGUAGAGGACCUGGGUUGUAGACAUGACAUUCAGCUCCAGCUCACCAUGCUCCUCAGCAAGGUGAAGAAGUCUGGGCUUCCACUCGGAAGAGCAGCAGAGUGCAGGUGGCGGGUCCGAGACCAGUGCUCAGGCAGCAUGAAAAUUAGACCCCAGGUGGCUUGAAAAGGCUGACGACCGCAGGGCCUUGCCCCGAAUCCUAGCUGUCUGACCUGUUCUGUGCACAAAGAAAUGGAGAGUUUCCAGAAAUGAAGGCUAAAAAAAUUUCAUUUGUACAUUUUAAUAUUUUUAUUUCAUUUUAUAUAAACUCUUAGGGAUGACCAGUGUGAGGUGAAGGAGAGUCUGCAAAGGCAGUAGAAUAUAGAGGGGCGCCUGGGUGGCUCAGGCAGUUGAGCGUCCGACUCUUCGAUUUCAGCUUGAUUCAUGAUCUUGGGGUGAUGGGAUCAAGCCCCAUGUCAUGCUCCAUGCUCAGCAGGGAGUCUGCUGGAGAUUCUCUCUAAAAUAAAUAAAUAAACUCUUAAAAAAAAAAAAAAAGAA